ACGUCGUCGUUUUCUAGGCGACCCAAUUCUCUACUCUAUCCACGAUUCGGUAGCUGCUCGCACCAUCUCGCGACUCGCAGUGUUCUUGUGAAAAUGGCUUCUCGCACCAUCUCGAAGUUUCCAGUAAGGACAGCUCAAUUCUCAGACUCCGAUAGCAGAAGACGAUUCGACCUUCAUCCCUCGCGUCUGGUUCGGGCCCUCAGGCUCAGACAACAUGGUCUGCCUCACCCAUGGCUCGGCACCAACACUCUCUCGCUUCAGUCCUCCAAUAUCAGACCCUCCGUACUAAAACGCCGACCCGUCUCUGCCACGGUAUCGUUCAGCCUCCCCACUGCAAACCCAGAGAGACUUUCCUCGACUGAAAAAGUUCCCAAAUGGUCUAGGAGGGCAAUCAAGUCAUUUGCUAUGGGGGAGUUGGAAGCAAGGAAGGUCAAGUACCCAACUACCGGGACUGAAGCCCUUCUCAUGGGGAUUCUCAUUGAGGGAACUAGUUUGGCUUCAAAGUUUUUGCGGGCAAAUGGAAUUACACUUUUCAAGGUUCGUGAAGAAACAAUCAAGUUACUUGGGAAAGCUGACAUGUAUUUUUUCAGUCCUGAGCAUCCUCCACUAACUGAAGCAGCUCUAAGGGCCCUUGACUGGGCUAUUGAUCAGAAGCUAAAAUCUGGUGAUAGCGGGGAAGUUGCGACGUCUGAUCUGCUUCUUGGCAUAUGGUCGGAAGUUGAAUCGCCAGGUCAUAAGAUUAUGGCUACCCUUGGCUUCACUGAUGAGAAAGCCAAAGAACUAAAGUCUUUAAGUUCUGAAGCUGGACCUGUUGAUGAUUGAUACACUCAUUCGACACGCUUGUUGUUGUUACUAUUAAUGUAAUUCUGUUUUAUCAAUGGUGGAUCAGUGAUUCCGCAUGUCCUUUGAAGUUGCGAGUUCUUUCAUGAAUACAUAUUCAUUAGGUUAGGACGUCA
Messenger RNA from Juglans microcarpa x Juglans regia, 956 nucleotides. Its product is annotated as ATP-dependent Clp protease ATP-binding subunit CLPT2, chloroplastic-like. The record is from RefSeq and is a predicted model, not a curated record. Lineage: Eukaryota; Viridiplantae; Streptophyta; Magnoliopsida; Fagales; Juglandaceae. Bases 94 to 822 code for a protein of 242 amino acids. The transcript has 5 exons.